Drosophila bipectinata is the source of this 1474-nucleotide messenger RNA. RefSeq names its product inactive pancreatic lipase-related protein 1. Gene Ontology annotation, molecular function: lipase activity. The record is from RefSeq and is a predicted model, not a curated record. Gene Ontology annotation, biological process: lipid catabolic process. Lineage: Eukaryota; Metazoa; Arthropoda; Insecta; Diptera; Drosophilidae.
UCAGUCGUAUUUAGCUGCGACGCCGAUCCGACGUGGUUCCUGUCCAUCGGCUCAGCUUUUUUUGUUUUUGUUUUUAUAACUCUCGAUUGCCGCAAUCCCACGCUCCGAGCCCUCGCCACGCCGCCUUGAUCCAGCUAAUCGAGUGUCCGGCCCAGUCAUUGCUAAUAAGCGCAUGGAAGCAGGAGGAUAGCCGGAAAACCAACUGGUCACGUAAUCAAUCAUUUUAUGGACUAGGAGCCAACAUACCCCAGGAAAAUGCACAAGGCCAUUAAAAACAAAUCCAGGUUACUGUGUGGCCUCAAGGACUCCAGAGCGGAUCUGACCACAGCCAAAUUUAUACUCUAUUAUGGACCUACGGUAGCUGAUAGUGAUAUCUAUGACUUAACUGAUUACCAGAGUCUACUGGAGGACGAGAACUUGGAUUUGUGCAAGAAUACGGUUCUCUAUUUGCAUGGCUAUAUCGAAGACCCGGAUGUAGAGAGCAUCCAUGUUAUUGCUGAAGCGUACCUGGAGCGCAAGGACACUAACCUUAUCGUUUUGGAUUGGGGAGAGUUGGCCGAUGGCAACUAUAUAUUCGAUGCCCUGCCUAACCUGAAACAGCUGGGGCCGGAACUGGCCAAGGUACUUCUUCAAAUGUUUGACCAUGGUCUGGAUAUUGAAAAGUUCCACAUAGUUGGACACUCGAUGGGAGGUCAACUGGCUGGACUAAUUGGCCGAGAAAUAUUCAAGCGCACUAAGGGCGUUCGAAAGCUAAAAAGAAUUUCCGCCCUGGAUCCUGCAUUUCCUCUGUUUUAUCCCGGAAGUCAUCUAAGCGCCACGGAUGCCGAGUUCGUGGACGUCAUACAUACGGAUGCCUGGCUUUAUGGCGCUCCGACAAGCACGGGAACGGCGGACUUUUGGCCCAAUGGAGGCAAGAGUCUACAACCUGGUUGCCCCAAGCGCAAUUACAAAAUGCUCAGUGACAACGACUUGGCUAGUCACCGUCGCAGUUGGUGGUUCUGGGCCGAGAGUGUAUCCGAUCGCUAUCCAAUUAGAUUCGAUGCAGUUCCUGCGAAGAACUGGUCCGAAUUUAAGCAGAAGAAAACCACUGAGACGUCCCCAGUUGUGAUGGGUCAUCACUGCCCCACUUCUGUACAUGGCAAUUUUUACUUACAAACCAAUGGACAAACACCAUUCGCCAGGGGAAAGGAAGGAACCGUUUAUGUGGAACCCAAGGAGCUAUUAGGCAAUACCCCCUGCAUCUGCACCAGCGAGGCUCCACAUCAUGAACACAAAUAGACCGUUAAACAUAAGAAAUUCGCAUUUUUAACAGCUUUAGCUUCUUUAAUGUUUUACAUUACAUAUUUGUUUUAAUGGAAAUAUAUGCCUACUUACAUUUUAUUGUUGACUCGGAGGACAUCCACAAAAUCACCUACUUAAUUGUACAUAUGUAUUUAUGUAUAUUAUUAAAGAAAUAAAUAUUUUCGAAUUUAAA